Messenger RNA from Magallana angulata, 1653 nucleotides. RefSeq lists its product as uncharacterized. The record is from RefSeq and is a predicted model, not a curated record. NCBI's taxonomy places the organism in Eukaryota, Metazoa, Mollusca, Bivalvia, Ostreida, Ostreidae. The transcript is spliced from 2 exons. Bases 113 to 868 code for a protein of 251 amino acids.
CUUCCGUUUCGAAUGACGCUCUUGGCAUUUGGCACAGUACUAGCGAUUUAAAUAUUCAUGCGAAUGCUUUUAAGUCUGACAACAAUAAUGGACGCGUUUUAAUAGAUUCAGAAUGAGUGAAACACCACCAGGCGAUUUGAGAAGUCUGUCUCCGGAAUCUGGGAUUGUUCUGGAGGGGACAGAAUGUUCGGUAAAUUCAAACGCAACUGAGAAAACGCUGGAGGAAUUGGCAGCGCAGGAGUCUGCAAGAAGCAAUGGUCUCCCACCUAGUCAUCUGUAUAAUUUUAACUUAGCUAAUCCAGAGGAAAUAACAUCGAUGCUUGAAAAUGUUGACUUAACUGAUGAGGACACCGAUGUUUUGUUGCAGGAAGCAUACAACAUCAACCGAAAGCUGAAGGAAAUUUUACGGAGACGCGAAGAGGGACAUGUGCUGAGUGCAGCAGAUCAAGCAAUUCUUAAUCAAAUGAUCGUAGUGGUACCAGGAUCAAACAAAGAUGGUCGUGCCGCUACAGCCGAGGAGACUCAGCCAUCAACAGGCGAUACGUUGGACAUGCCCAGGAAGGAACCCUUGCCCCCGAUAAAAACAGACAGUGAACAAAAUCCACGUGUAGCUUCUGCAAUAUACAGUGCUAAGUUGAAUAGAAGAGCACCUCAGGUGCCUUCAUCUGGUCGUCCAGGUAUGAGAAUCCCAGGGGGGACAAUGUCAGGGAAUGUAUACGGGAGGAAAGAUAGCCGAAUAGGAUCCGGAGUUUCCCGGAAGAGUGUUCAGAAACCGGGAUCUUCAGUCAAGAAAGGUGCCUCUGGAGUCAAACGUGAGAAGCCACCUGUCCCAAUAGCGGAGCGGCCUCCUUGGAAUGACAGACUAUAAGAAUAUGUCAUAUGUCUUACUAAAAUACUUUGUAAAUAAUAAUUUUCUUAUUUAAAUUUGUUGCUCAUAAUGUUGUUAUCACCAUAUUCCAUAUUCGUAAUACAUUUUGAAAUACAAUGUAUCAUAAUGUGAUAUCAUUAAAAAGUAUACAAUUGCAUGUAUUAAUUUAAAAGUUAAUGAUUAAAUAUUGAUUAUUCACAUCAAUGCAUUUACAAUUCGUGCUUGAAUUUAUUUAUAUAUUUGAUUUUUAUUUUUUAUGCAAGCCACAUUUUUAUGCAACGAACAUUUUAUCAAUAAUUUGUUUUUUGGUCGUAAUGUGUAUUGUAACAAAUAUUUAUACAAUGUCACACAAGUGUAUUGCAUUUUAAUACUUCAAUGUGGAGAAUGAAAUUAACUGAAUAAAAAAUGUUAACAUGAAACGUCUCUCUCUCUCUCUCUCUCUCUCUCUCUCUCUCUCUCUCUCUCUCUCUCUCUCAUUACGUUUUUGUUUUAAGAUAAAUGUCUACAACAUAAUCAGAUAUCAUUUUUCAUGAAUUGUAACAAGGAUUAUUAAAUGGUAUGUUUUUGUUACCCCCGAACUUUGGAAUAAUAGAAAACGCACGAAAAAAUAAGUGAUAAAGUUUGAAUGAAUAAUACAUGUAGAUUAAUUGUGAUUUUAUAUUUUAUUGUUUUCUGGGGUUUUUUUUCCCCGAUAACCCCCGAACGUCAUUAUAUAUUUACCUAAAAUGUAAAAGUUAUACGCUACCAUGAACAAUCAUCAAUAUCUGCAUUAUAUCAACAAAUAA